ACAGAGUGCGGCCGUUAAGGGCUCUUUGAGGCGCUGCCGCGGUGCAUUGUGGGACAGAGCGUGGCCGUUAAGGGCCCUUUAAGGCGCGGCCGCGGUGCAUUGUGGGACAGAGUGUGGCCGCGGGGAGGGCGCGGCCUCCGCCGCGGUGCAUUGUGGGUCCCUCCGGCGCGGCCGAAUGCUUUGCGUGUAUCUCCUCCGCUCGUUGGCGAACAGCGGUCGCUGUUAUGUGGGGUUUUCGGUAUCACCGGAGCGGCGAUUGAGACAACACAACGGCGGGAGGGCCCGAGGAGGGGCCCGAGCCACGGCGCGGGGGGGGCCGUGGGCUCUCGAACUCUUCGUUUACGGUUUCCCCAAUGCCAUCGCCGCCCUGAGGUUCGAGUGGGCGUGGCAGCACCCGGGCCGUUCCCGGCGGCUCCGCGGAUGGUGGGAACGCGGACGGUCGGAACGUGGAGCGCUGGGACGGGCGCUGCGCACCCUCCCCCUCCUCUUAAGGGCCCCCCCGUGGUGUCGCCUCCCCUUACGGCUCCGGUGGUUCCGGGAGAAGCCCCUCCCCCCGCUCAGCCCCGCCCCUCCCGGUCACGUGAUCGUCGAGCAGGGGAAGGAGGGGCUCCGUGAAGAGGAGGAGGAGGAGGAAGAGGAGGAAGUCCCGCCCCGACGGGAGUCAUGUGACCUGUGCGGGGAGGGGUAUGAGGUGUCAUGGCCGCCGCUGCGCUGCUGCCGCUGCCCCACGGCCGCCCAUCCCCCGUGCCUGGCCCGCGCCCUCCUGCCCCCCCACAGCCCGCAGCUCCUCCCCCUGCGGGGGGCGUGUCCGGGGUGCGGUGCCCCCCUGCUAUGGGGAGACCUGAUCCGGCGACACCGCAAGGCCCACGGCCCCUCCCCCGCCUCCACGUGACCCCCAACGCCCUUUUAUUUACAAUAAAAACCACCUUUUUUUAUUCUUCCCCCCCAUUUCCGGGUUUCCAACCCCACUUCCUGGU
Messenger RNA from Cuculus canorus (common cuckoo), 977 nucleotides. It is a transcript of the gene SLX1A, whose product is annotated as SLX1 homolog A, structure-specific endonuclease subunit. NCBI's taxonomy places the organism in Eukaryota, Metazoa, Chordata, Aves, Cuculiformes, Cuculidae. The transcript has 5 exons. The coding region runs from base 176 to 892 and encodes 238 amino acids. Gene Ontology annotation, cellular component: Slx1-Slx4 complex. Gene Ontology annotation, biological process: double-strand break repair via homologous recombination. Gene Ontology annotation, molecular function: 5'-flap endonuclease activity; crossover junction DNA endonuclease activity. The record is from RefSeq and is a predicted model, not a curated record.